UCGUAGUUUGUACAUUCCAGUUCAUGGACUUUGCGCUGCGCAUCCUUGUGUCUAAUUUUCAGGUCAUGGAGUUGGCUCUUCACCUCUGUGAAUUCAUCGAGCUCGCCCUGCAACUCCUGUUCCGUCUUUGUCUUUCUCUGUUUCCUCUGAAGUGCCGCCUUAGACAUCUUUAAAUGUUUGAAUGCUCGAAUGCUGUUUACAAAUUCACUCCUCGACUUAAAGUGUUCUGCUGAAGUUUGUCGUGGUUACUUAUAGGUACGCCACCUUCACGGCCCCUGAUGGUAACAUCAAAGCUUUGAUGUUGCAACAUGUUGCAACAUCAAAGCUUUGAUGUUACCAUCAGGGGCCGUGAAGGUGACGUAAGAUUCUAACGACGUAACCAAGGUUACGGUAAACAUUGCAUUAUGAAAAUUAGAUUGUCACGUGACAUGUGUUCAUUUUAUUGUAAAUACAUUUGCAGGGUUUGACCAGUGUUGCUAACUUACCGACUUUGUCGCUAGAUUUAGCAGCUUUUCAGACCUGAUGUCGGAGACUUUUAGAGUUUUUUGUUAACCUGAAAUCCUCCGCUAUUCGCCGUGUUUUCGGUGCAUACAGCCUUCGUACAGCGUCUGUUCAGACGCUUUGACAUCGCCCGGACCCCCGAGAGUACUUGGCUGUUGGUACGUACCGUAAGUCACGUGACCUUAAUGGGUCUGUUCGCUUGCUCGUGAUGCAGCCGGUGGAUCUGCACCGCAGAGCUUCUCUAAGGUAAGAGCUGUAAGCCGUUCUGUUAAAUAUUCUUCAUUCAUGGCAUUACCUGUGCAGUAAAGUUAUCCUGCUAGGAGAUAAUUAAGGUUUUAUUUAUUUUUUAUUCUGAAAUGCGAGAUUGUGGCAGCGGAGUUAGCUCAUAGCACAUUAGCUACUGGCGUAUUAGCUAACACAGCGGGAAGCUGUGAGGUUAAAAGGGGAAAAAAAGCUCCUCCGGGAUUUAUUUCGGUGGGGAAGGCGAGGUGAUUUGGUUAGCUGUCCAGGUAGCUACGAAGCUGAAGUUGGUUUCCGAUUGCAGCUUCCGAUUCGGGAAAUGGCUAAAGGGCCAUUCCACUUAAUUUUUGACUGACUGACUGGAUGCUAUCUGCUGGGUUUCCUCAGAUGUAGAAACUGCUUGGAAUGAAUGUGAAUAAUAAUUUAAACUUUACUGCUUGUUUGAUUACUAUUAUCAAUUGAAAUGUAUGUAUUAUUAGGUUUAAUUGACCUUCGGCCAAAAGGAACAUGGAGACCCUUAAAAAUGUUACCAACAUUUCAUGGUGUCAGAAGUGGGAUUUGAGGUAAAAAGAUGGACAGUACCAAAGACCUGGAGACAUGACCUGCUUUUCAGAACGCACCAAAGCCGCGGCCAAAAUUCAGGACAGGUUAUCUCCACCUGCAGACUCAGUAUUGGUGGGUCUGUACUCGAUGAUCUGAGAGGAAAAAAACAACCAGUAAAUUCACCUGUAAGAUUUGAUGUGAAAGACAGUGUGGAGGUGAUACCCAGCUCUAAUCCUGACUCACUGCAGGAUUUAGAUGAAGAUUUGUAUGUUUGCCUUUUAAAAGACUCACAGACCGACGGUCCAUGUCAGGAAUCGUUUUUUAAGUGGACACCUGACGAGAUCACGCUGCAGGAUAAGAGCGAAGACCUCCUCUUGUCAGAAGAGCUCAUUGCAGUCAAUCACCUGGCAGAGUUUAAGAGGCAUUUACCCACGCACAUCAUGUUGUCCAGAUUGAGGACACUUGCUGUAGCUGAGCCUCUGCUGAGCUCAUCGGGAGACACCAUCUCAGAAAACAACAUGUUCAGCUGUUUUGAGGACUGCACAUGUUAUGAAAAACUUCCAGAGGUGGACGCCACCGAUGUUCAGACGUGUGCAGACAUUCAAGAGGAGUUUGUUAAAGAGCCACUCGUGAAGGGAGAGUUGUUGCUGUUGCCUGCUGUAGUGGAUGUUCAUCAGCUGACCACAGAAAACUGCACAGCGUUUUCAAGCAUCUGCAGUCGUGCGAAUGUUUGCACUGAGCUGAUGGAUGAGGAGGUUCCAGUCCUAGAUGUGCUGCAAAAAGCUUCUCUUUCAAAUCCUUCAGUGGAGAUUUCCAAGUUUGAUGUACCUGAAGAAUCCAAGAUGAGUGGAGGUGUGAUUGAGUCAGAAUUUGCAGGAUGUGAUGCGCUUCCAGCCGAAAUGGAGCUGGAGUCGACUCUGACCCCGACUCCCCUGAAGAGACAAACUCACAUCUGUCCGUCCACCUCUGAACUCCAGAAGGAAGAGCUGUCUCCUUGUUCUUGUUCGGUUGGAUCUUUGGUGUCACCAAGAGCUCAGAAAGAGAUGAAGGUGGCACUUUGGAAGGCAGAGAAGCACCCGGCCUUUGUGGUGGGCUUUCUGUUAUCAGAGCCUCAAAUUUAUGAGUCAGCUGUUGACUUCCAGCCUCUGUGGGAAGCCUUAAAAGUUACCAAAUUGGAGAAAGAAAGUUUUAUCAGCACUGCUGACAGACUGGAGAUGGGAGUCCUGCAGUUAUCUUUGAGCUGCUGCUCUGAGUUCACAGAGAGCUUGAAGUCUGAGUUUCCCUCCACCAGAGAGGAAACGGUGGAAGAUUUCAGCAAACUGCCACCUGAACACGUGGAGGUUGACUCCAUUCUAAUAAAGCCCACAACUGAAGCUCUUCUCCAAAAGAUUCAAGAACAAACUGCUGUUGAUUUAUCUCUGAACGUCUCCCAGAAGCCUGCGCUCAGCACGGUGAAUAAGGACGUGAAACCAGCUGCUGCCAUCAGCGCCAAAGAUGUCAUUGGUAACAAGAUGUUCUCAGAAGCUGCAGCCUGUUCUUCAGCUCAUAAGAAAGUCACCAACAGAGAAGGAAAUGACUAUAAUAUAGAGCUGAGUGCCCACAUUUCUGAGCAAGCUGUCCCCUCCACACUAAAUACCAGAGAUGGUCACAGAGGUUUGCUGUUUACAAGACAUCCACCAGAGCUGGACCUCGACCCCCUGGCCACAUUCAUGAUGCUGAGGUCUCAGCAGAUCGCUCCCAUUACUGCACCACCUCAGAGCCCAGCCAGCACUGCAGAGGACAUUGUUUCAAAGAAGGCUCUAGAGAUCUCAGCGCCUGAGGUGAACCAACAAACACCAUCGUCACAGCUGCAGCCUUCUCUGGUGCAGAAUCAAACACUGGAUGCGAGGCCAGCCAACACGAGUGCUGCGUCUUCCAGAAAUGCUUCCAGAGAGGAAAAACCCGCUGCUCCGUGGACGGGUCAACUCCUUGGAAAACCACAGCAGAGACAGGAAAGCCAAGUAGUUAAGGUCAAAGCUACAGACAGCCAGCAGCGAGCCUACUGUGAGCUCCUGGCCUUCGCUCAGCCUUGUCUGAGCUCUGCCAGACAGCUGGGGCUCAACUUCCCGGGGUGUGAAGACUUCAGCUGCUUGGCACCAGACCAAACUCACUUCCUCCUCAAACAACAGGAGAGGGCGCUCUGCAGGUCCCCUGCACAGACUGCAGAACUGAUCAAAGAUCAGGAAGUGCUUUUCAACCAGGUGGCUCUGAUCCAUGUGCUGGUGACAUUUAAGGAGAUGCUGCUGAAGUGCGACCUCAGUACGGGUCUGGAGUACCUGACGAAGGCAGCUGAGGCGUGUGCAGAGCAGAGUCUGCAGCAGCUGCUGAAGAGGCUGCACAUCAUCCUCUACCUCAGUCAGAAGAACCAAGAGCCCAGCCUCAAACUGCAGAAGCUGCAGCAGCUGGUGGCUGAGUGGCUGAACAGCAGGAAAGGGCAGAACACCUCAGAUAAAAUUCUUAUCAUCGUAUCAGUGACUGAUGGCAGCAGAUUAACAAUAAUCAGCAGCUUGAACCAGGUUACAGGUGCAGCUGCAGUUUGUCCAGAGCAGGAUGAGAAAAAGCUGAACGGUGCCGCUGUAGUCAGCAGUGUGCCUGACAGUGUGUGUGUGGUGGUGUACGAACAGGAUAUUGGCCCCAACUUCCCCUGGACCUGUUUCUCUCUGGUGGUUGAGUACGACCAUCCAGGCCAGUCUCCGUGGUCUGCGAUCUGUAGGGAGAGGAGCAUCAGCCACCUAACGUUCAACACCAGCGUCUGUGCUGCUGAGAAUACCUUGUGGUGUCUGGAGGACAAUGUGCCAUACGUGUUAUUCGUGACGGAGGGGCUUCUUAACUGUCCGCUGCUGCUGCAAACACUCGAGUCAGGGUUCAAUGUGACGGUGCUGGAGAGGAGCCACUCUCCUUCCCUGCAGAUGCUCGGGGGGAUCCACAACUACACGGUGAUCACAGUGGAUGAAAGCACCGCCAUUGUCAUUCAGCAGCAGGAUGAACUGUGUCACGAGCGAGCCAGUGAGGGGCUGGUGAUGAGGCUGACUGCUCUCUCUCUUCAGUACAGCUUGUGCUGGCUCAUUCUCCACUGCCCAGACAGUCAGGGAGGAGGAUUUUCCAGUGAAGCCUUCAACAACUUGGUGUUGGUCUAUUCAUCUCUGGUGCUGUUCAGCAUGAAGUCUGAGGAUCUGGAUGUGAAGGUGCUGAUAGUGUCGGAUCUUUUGGAAAUAGCAAAGUCCAUCAGUCGGAUUUGCUUCCACCGCCUGAUGUCCAGUGACAGAGAGCCUCUCAGCUUCCUGAAUAGAGACUGGCUGACUGUGAUGCCCUCACAGGAAGAAAAGAGCUUGUCACAGUUCCCUGGCAUCAACCCUCUGGUUGGACAGCUGAUGCUGAGCAGAGCUCCAUCCUUCCAGUGGCUCCUGGCGGCCUCUCUGUCUCAGCUCAAGGAGCUGCUCCCUGAGGUGCCACAUAAAGUGCUCAAGCUGUUCAGUGACACCACCUCCCUGUAUCCGCUGGCAGCAGAUCCAAAAUACCCUCAGACCUUUACCACUGAAAUAACCCAACAAAGCGGCCCACAGACCAAUACUGAUGAAUAUGAAAGCAUGAAGUCCCCCCAUCCAGACCUGCUCUGUAGCAACCAGAAUACCACCUUCCUGUUCGGAGUCACGGAUGCAGAGGAGAGCUUCUUUAAACAAGACCCGACACUCCAGGAUGGCAAUUCAGAUUUCAGACUUGACCUGAAUGAUUCUGUUGGCAGCCCAGAUGUUUAUUUCCAGGGAAGCUGGACCACGAGUGAUCCACGGAAAGAGGACGGGAAGCUUUCUGGCUGGAGGAGCCUACCCGGGGUGGUGGGGAGGGUUGUUGAAAGAUCAGUCAAUGAGUGGACGCACAGGGCUCCACCAAACGAUUACACCUUGUCUUUACACCCUGCUGACACUCCGUUCAAACUGGACUCCACCUUCAGUUCCAGUCCCAUCCUCCAGAAACCAGCCAGCACCCAAAUGUCCACAUACCCUACACUCUACAAUGACCUUUAUCCUCCCAGCCAGCACAGUUUGAGCCCACCUACAGGUGUCAUGUGGGGUCGAGGUUCAAUUGGUACCACCUGCUUCUCCAGGGAUGGAGGGAUGACAUCAUUUUCAGUGAACUACAGCUACAGAUGCUGGACAGGACGGGAGAGGAAGAGAAGUGCAGAGACGGCAGGCUUGGCUGGAUCAGUGUUGACACCACUGAAGAAGGAGGGGCGGCUGAGCUAUGAGAGGGUGCCCGGCAGAAGUGAUGGGCAGACCAGACUGAAAUUAUUUUAGGCAAGAAUGGGGGAGAAAAAAAAACAUGUAAUCUUAAAGUUUAGGCAUGUUUAGCCUGCAGUGUUUUAUUCAGAUUACAUUUUAGUUUCCUGACAAAAACAUCUAAAUUUUAGAUGUUUAUUCCAUAAGUAAUUGUACUUCUGUGAGUUCAUUUUUGUUAUCAAAAACGCUAUUAGUUAAAAAGAAUUAAUUGCAUUAAAGUUAAAAAAAAAAACAU
Archocentrus centrarchus (flier cichlid) is the source of this 5832-nucleotide messenger RNA. Its product is annotated as protein shortage in chiasmata 1 ortholog-like. NCBI's taxonomy places the organism in Eukaryota, Metazoa, Chordata, Actinopteri, Cichliformes, Cichlidae. Gene Ontology annotation, biological process: resolution of meiotic recombination intermediates. The record is from RefSeq and is a predicted model, not a curated record. Gene Ontology annotation, molecular function: single-stranded DNA binding; ATP hydrolysis activity. Gene Ontology annotation, cellular component: condensed nuclear chromosome.